Cololabis saira (Pacific saury) is the source of this 2915-nucleotide messenger RNA. RefSeq names its product inositol polyphosphate-1-phosphatase (gene inpp1). The record is from RefSeq and is a predicted model, not a curated record. Lineage: Eukaryota; Metazoa; Chordata; Actinopteri; Beloniformes; Belonidae. Gene Ontology annotation, molecular function: inositol-1,4-bisphosphate 1-phosphatase activity. Bases 249 to 1376 code for a protein of 375 amino acids. The transcript is spliced from 6 exons. Gene Ontology annotation, biological process: phosphatidylinositol phosphate biosynthetic process.
CUUCACGACUUCACGACCAAACCUUCAGCUCCGGUUUAUUAGUCGUCGCCCUUCCGAUGACAGCAAACUGACGUCAAGACCGCAGAGCCGCUACAAGUCUUAAUUACACUCCAAAUAUUGUGAUUUUACGAAAAAGUGCGCGUCCCGACUCUCGGAAUAUCCGUGUUUGCUCUAGUGGGACGACAGCCGUGUUAAACCUGGGAUUGAGAGGGUUUCCAUCACUCCCACUGUGUCCUCUCUGCUGAAGCAUGGCUGAUCUGCUGAGGCUGCUGCUCCGGGUGGCUGAGAAAGCUGCAAACGUGGCUCGGGUCUGCAGGCAGGAAGCUCCUCUGUUUGAGCUGCUUGUGCAGGAGAAGACUGGAGACGACAAGAACAAGAAGUUUGUGCAGGAUUUCAAGACGCUUGCCGAUGUGGUGAUUCAGGAGAUGAUCCGGCAUGAUGUGGGCGCUCAGUUCCCUGAAAUGGCUGAUUUCAUUCAGGGGGAGGAAUCUAAUAAGUUUGAAAAUGGACUUGGAGAGAGUGUAACCGUCACGGUCUGCAGCACGGUGGAGGAGACGGCAACGCUGCUGGCCACGGUGUUAGACGGUGACCACACAGCGGCGUCUCUGCUGGCUCGAGCCAUCCACCAAGACCCAGAGACCAUCGAGUUGAGCACAGACGGCCUGACAAUCCCCGUCAGUCCCGCUGAGCUCGGCAUCUGGAUUGACCCCAUAGAUGCCACGAGCCAGUACAUAGAAGGUCGCGAGGAGGCGCUCACGGAGGGCCACUUGUCUCCCUCAGGUCUGCACUGUGCACUGGUCCUGAUCGGGGUGUACCUCCGGAGCACAGGCGAGCCUGUCAUGGGUGUUAUCAACCAGCCGUUUAACCACAAAAGUCCUACAGGAGGAGGCUGGAGUGGGAAGCAUUACUGGGGCGUUUCCCUCGGCAACAUCAAUGUCUGUUCAGCGCCACGACCUAAAGAUGGACAGGGGCUGUCUGUGGUGCUGAGCUCCAGUGAGAAGCCGGUGGUGAAGGAAGCCCUGACCUCGCUGUGCGGCCCCGACAAGCUGAUGUACGCCUCGGGAGCCGGCUACAAGAUCCUGUGUGUCAUCCAGGGAUUGGCUGAUGCUUACGUCCUCUCGGAGCGGAGCACAUUCAAGUGGGACUCCUGCGCUCCUCAUGCCUUGCUCCGAGCCCUCGGAGGGGGAGUGGUGGACUUGAGCAAGAGUCUGCAGUCCAGUUGUGGUGGAUGCGACUGCAAGACAGAACUGACGUACCACCAGCCGUACGCUGAGUGCAAGGGAGCAGAGCGCUGGGCUAACCGUGGAGGCCUGGUGGCCUAUAAAAACUCCUCCCAGCUCCACAGCAUCACUGAGGCUCUGAAAGGCAAGCUGUAGGUGAAAGACAUGUCAUGUUGCAUUUUUGAUCAUAUUCAUAUUUUCUAUAUUACUCCAUUGAUAUGGGUGAGAUUAGCAGUGAAAUAUUUUAGGAAUAAAUGCUACUGACUUAUUUUUAACCAAAUGUUCAUGGAAGUAUGUGUACCCAUUAUAAAGUGAAUGUGGUCUGGGCCAAAUAAUACUUCUAUUAAGCUUAAAAAAAACCCCAAAACUUUUGAAACAGUAAACAAACAGGAAUGGUGUGAUAAUCAGAAGCAUUUCAGUAUUCAGGUUUUAAGAAUUUAUCCAAAAAAGUGAAAACCAUUUAAAGGACGACGUUUGAUUUGAUUUUGAAGAUUUAAAGGGGACCUAUUAUGGCAUCUAAUACCUAUUUUAAACAGGCCUUGAAUGUCUUAAAAACAAGCUUUUGAUUGUUUUUGCUAAAUAAAUAAGAAAUUCAGCCUCUGAGCCAUGUCUUUAUCUUCCCAUUCUCUAACCUCAUUAUCUAUGCUGGAUUCUGAGUGGGCGGGGAGGCUAUGAUAAUGAGGCUCUGUGCUGAUUGGCUGCCUGAAUGACGCGAUACACCGCUACGAAAAAAUGGCGGAAGCUCCGGCAGGUGGAGUUAGUUGUGGGCGUGGUUUCACACAUCGGAGGCCAACCUAUGUAAAUUGCAUUUUCGUGACGUCACGACAGGAGCAGAAUCUGAACGGCUCGUAGAAGCCACAUCACACUGGAUGGCUCAUCCGGGCGGCUGUACAGACACUGCAGAAUUUGGUUGCUUUCCUCCUUCUCUGAGUUGGCAGGCUGAGGGGAGACCACUUUAUAUAUGUUGAAGCUAGAAAAAACGUGUUUUUCAUAAUAGGUCCCCUUUAAAUAGAUCAACAUGAACAACAACAAAACCUGUUUUGCACUACAAUUACUUUUAAACAUACUUAGAAUCUUAUAUUUGUUGUUUCAAAAACCAUUUAAGAGAAUAAAAAAGCAGUUCAGGUUUCAAAUAGCCAUAAAAGGAAAAGUAUUUACUUAUAAUAUUGUGGGUAGUUUCCAUAUCAGUUCGAUGUUGGUUUCCUCUUUGCGUGUGCGACAAAGUAAGCAUUAUUUUGUAAAGUUUUAAGCGUUGCUAUCCAUGUGAUGAGUGUUGCUGAGAUUGUUUAAAAGCCCCCCCUGCGUUAAGUACAGAAAUGUUACAAGCGAGCUAGAUCGCUCACUGCUGGACAGAUGAGGAACAUUUUACUGCUUGAGGAAAUGUAAUCAGCUAUCACGAGUGCUUCUGACUGACCCACAUCUCAUUUGUUUUAAAUGAUUGAAGUUAAUUUGAUUCAGCAAUUUUUGGGCUAAUUAUAGCAUGUAAAUGGAAAUAAGUAAAUCCAAACGGUCUCGCUGUAAUGCAGCCUUAUAAGGAGCAGAGCAAAACACAAGCGCUGCCCUCUUUUCAUAGCCAUAAAAGAGUAGGGUAAAGGUCAGCGAGUGGAAAAGAAAUGAGCUGAAAUGCUCACUGUAGGUUUACACUUCAAUAAAAUAUUAGGCCAGGUUGAAGGAUGGGACCUCCUUAGACGGCAG